Messenger RNA from Vanessa atalanta (red admiral), 1539 nucleotides. RefSeq lists its product as uncharacterized. Bases 1 to 1539 code for a protein of 512 amino acids. The record is from RefSeq and is a predicted model, not a curated record. The transcript has 3 exons. Lineage: Eukaryota; Metazoa; Arthropoda; Insecta; Lepidoptera; Nymphalidae.
AUGCUGGUAAACUUUCUUGAAGCGCAGGGGCUCUUUUUGAUGAAUUCUUUCUUUGAAAAGAAGCCCCAGAGGAAGUGGACCUGGCGAAGCCCCAAUAACGUGACAAGGAACGAGAUAGACUUUAUCAUUUCGAAUAAAAGGCACAUAUUUAGAGAUGUCUCAGUGAUCAACAGGUUUAAUACCGGUAGUGAUCACCGCUUGGUUAGAGGCACUCUAGAUAUCGACUUCAAAGCCGAAAGAUCGCGAAUGAUGAGGUCUACUCUCCGACCUACCAUGCUCCAGACUGCUCAAGGCUCCGAAAAGUUCCAAAUGGAGCUUCAAAAUCAAUUCACCGCGUUGGAAACCGUAAGCAGUAUUGAUGAGAAAACCGACACGCUGGUCAAAAUACUGCAAAACACAUCCCGCAAGUGUUUUCCGCCACAGAAAAGAGACAGCGCACCAAAACUCUCUGCUGAGACACUCGAGCUCAUGAGGAAACGACGAGAACUACCAUCGUUUUUGUCAGAUAAGGCCUUAAACCGAACAAUAAAAACGCUGACGCGGCGCGAUCUCCGAUGCUCCAAUACCCGCGCCAUCAAGGCUGCGAUUGAGCAAAAUCGGGGAUCGAAAGUGUUCGCUCGCAAGUUUGGGAGGCCGCGUCUGACGAAACUUAAAACUGAAAAUGGUAAGGUCGUUACCUCAAGGCCUGAGAUCGUCGGAGAAGUAGAGAGGUUUUAUGGGCAGUUGUUCUCUUCAAGAUCGGAUAAACCUGUGGGAAUCAGUAUUGAUGACCAGCGCGCCCCUCUUACGCGCCAUUAUUCCGAGGAGCUCCCGGUCGUUGACCAAGGCGAGAUUAGGGCGGCUCUAGAACAGCUUAAAAACAACAAAGCUCCGGGAGAUGACGGAAUCACAACAGAGUUGCUUAAGGCAGGCGGGACUCCGCUGUUCUCAAGAGUCGUCACGCACCGUCUCGCCAGACGACUUGACGAGUUCCAGCCCCCAGAGCAAGCCGGCUUUCGAUCAGGCUACAGCACCGUAGACCACAUCCAUAUUGUUCGGCAGAUUGUGCAGAAGACCGAAGAGUACAAUCAGCCGCUGUGUAUGGCUUUUGUGGAUUACGAGAAAGCCUUUGACUCCAUCGAAACCUGGGCAGUGCUCGACUCAUUGCAGAGAUGUCAUAUCGAUUGGAGAUAUAUCGAGGUACUGAGGUGUCUGUACAACGCCGCUACAAUGACUGUCCACAUCCAGGACUGUAAGACGAAGGCGAUCCAACUGCGCAGAGGGGUGAGACAGGGGGAUGUAAUAUCCCCGAAACUGUUCACCAACGCGUUGGAAGACGUCUUCAAGACGCUGGAUUGGACUGGAUAUGGAGUCAAUGUAAACGGCGAGUGCAUCUCACACCUUCGAUUUGCCGACGAUAUCGUCAUCAUAGCAGAGUCGCUGGAACAGCUAACCGAAAUGCUGCGUAGCCUAAGCGAUUCUUCCCGGCGUGUCGGUCUCGGUAUGAACUUGGACAAGACCAAGGUCAUGUUCAAUAGGUGCUUGGUUGGAGAUUAUUGA